This is a messenger RNA of Phyllotreta striolata, 1423 nucleotides long. Lineage: Eukaryota; Metazoa; Arthropoda; Insecta; Coleoptera; Chrysomelidae. The record is from the annotation of a GenBank genome assembly.
UUAUUUUUUUGUUGCUUUUUCAGACCCGAAACCCUGUCGAGGAGACGAAAAUGAGGCGAGACUGAUGCGAUAUCUCAUGGCCGAUUACGAUGCGGCCGUCCGACCUGCCCAGAAUUCUUCGUUGCCGCUCAGCGUGAUUUUCGGCAUUUCCCUUCAUCACAUCAUCGACGUGGACGAAAAGAACCAAAUCCUUACUACUAAUUGCUGGAUAACGCAGAUAUGGAUCGACCAUCACCUGAGAUGGAACGCCUCUGACUUCGCAGGAAUCAAGGUCAUCAGGAUACCGUACAACAGAGUCUGGAGACCGGAUUUGAUAUUAUACAACAACGCUGAUCCGCAAUUCCAGUCCUCUGUGAUCAACACCAAUGUAAUAGUUUCCAGUAACGGUGAGGUCGUGUGGUUGAGUCAUGGAAUUUACAGGUCUUCCUGCGAUAUCAACGUGGAGUAUUUCCCUUUCGACCUGCAGAGCUGCUACAUGAAAUGGGCCUCCUGGACUUACGAUGGAUACCAAAUUGAAUUAAUGAAGCAAACCGAAGAAGGGGACGUCAGUAAUUAUCAAGCGAACGGGGAAUUCGAUUUGAUUAGUUUUUCUUCAGUGAAAAACGUGGAAUAUUAUUCCUGCUGUCCCGAACCCUAUCCGGAUAUAACCUACACGAUUAAAUUGAGAAGGAGACCUUUGUUUUACGUCUUCAACUUGAUACUGCCUUGCAUAUUAAUAAAUGGAAUCGCAUUACUGGUGUUUUACGUACCAUCUGAAUCAGGCGAGAAAGUAACCCUCGGAAUCAGCGCCCUUCUUUCUAUGACUGUAUUCCUGAUGACCAUAAGGGAAACACUACCGCCUACCGAAAAAACACCCCUUAUCAGCAUGUAUUACGGGGUCAGCAUUUGCCUGGUCUCUUUCGCUUCGGCGCUUUCCGUGGUCACCCUGAACAUUUACCACAGGGGCGUGCGGGGCUCGGCCGUGCCUAAAAUCAUGAGGAACAUCGUGCUGGGAAAACUCGCCCCGUUGGUUUUCAUGAAAUUCGAGAACCAUCGAACGCAGCAAGUUCAGGAAAUUAAUCCGCAAACAGGUACCAGAUUGGACUGUCCCUGGCCUUGGGUGGACAAACGAGCCCAGGAAGAUGGUUAUUGCAUGCAACAGCGUCAUCAAAGAUCGCCGAAAUUCCCUCCGAAAACGCGAGAGAGCGAAUUAGGAAAAUCAGAUCUUUACGAAACGCAGAUAAUUCGAAUACUAAACAAAGUUCACGCCAGUAUUGACAAAAACGAUCGCAGGAUGACCGAUCAGGAUCGAAAGGAGCAAACCGAGUUGGAAUGGAAGCAAACUUCCAUCGUGCUGGAUAGAGUCCUGCUGGCAAUUUUCCUACUCAUCACCAUCAUCAGUACGACCACGAUUUUGUGCAGGAGUCCCAAGGACCAAACGUGA